UCUCUCCCGCUCUUUCUCCAACCCUCUCGGCCCCACUAAAAUUAAGGGAAAAAAAAGAAGCAGAACCCACCACCUCUCAGAACCUGCAACUUCUCACUUUUGCAGGUCGCAGCUCCUCGUGCCCGUCCCACCAAAACAUCCACUUUAAGCUAACCUCACCUCCCCAGACCCACUAAAGGAAUAACAAAGGAAAGCAGAGAUUCAUUUUCAUCUCCCCCUCUCUGUUUCGCUUUUGAUUUCUAUCUUUCAUUGAGAGUCUUCUUCUUUUCUCUCCCGUUCCACCAUUAAUGUGGCCACCAUGGAUAAAAUCACCAGGUCGAAACCACACCUCAUCGAAUUUCUCAUGCUCUUCAUUCAAAGACAUUCAAAAACUGGUCAAUGGAGAGAUGGAACAGAUUUCCCCUAAGAAACCCCACAUCUUCCACCGUGUUCGCAUCGCCAACACACUGCACCGCACCUGGUCCUGUCCUGUUCUGCCUGAAUGUCACCCUCCACUACCUCCUCAAAAGACCACUACUUCGCCUUCUCCAUCGCCAUCGCCAUCGCCACCGCCUCAAUCAGAUCCAAGAACGACACGCUCAAUCUCUUUCCCAGGCGCCGAGAAGCGCAUAGUCGUAUACUACACCAGCCUCCGCGUCGUUCGCAAGACCUUCGAGGAUUGCAGAACCGUCCGAUCCAUCUUGAGAGGGUUCAGAGUCUCCACAGACGAGAGGGAUCUAUCGAUGGACGCAGGGUUCUUGGAAGAGUUGCAGACAAUCUUAGGUAGUAAGGAGCUGAUGCUACCUAGGGUUUUCAUAGGCGGAAGGUACCUCGGUGGAGCAGAAGAGAUCCGACAGCUCAACGAAACAGGAGAGCUGAAGAGGUUCGUGGAAGUUUUUCCGGCGGCGGAGGUUGGUGUUUGUGAGGAAUGCGGUGGGUAUCGGUUCGUGUUAUGCGAGCAGUGCAACGGUAGCCGUAAGUGUUACAUAGAGAAGGGUGGUGGGUUCAGGAGUUGCUCGGCUUGCAACGAGAAUGGUCUCAUCAGGUGCCCUUCCUGUUCUUCUUCUCCAUUUUGUUCUUCUCCUGUGGCCUCUUUUGAUCUACCCAAUCUCAGAAACACAAAUUAG
Molecule: messenger RNA, 1106 nt
Organism: Telopea speciosissima
Lineage: Eukaryota; Viridiplantae; Streptophyta; Magnoliopsida; Proteales; Proteaceae
Exons: 1
Coding region: 288-1106 (272 amino acids)
Source: RefSeq, a predicted model, not a curated record